Molecule: messenger RNA, 2856 nt
Organism: Glarea lozoyensis ATCC 20868
Lineage: Eukaryota; Fungi; Ascomycota; Leotiomycetes; Helotiales; Helotiaceae
Exons: 5
Coding region: 1-2856 (951 amino acids)
Biological process (GO): regulation of transcription by RNA polymerase II
Cellular component (GO): nucleus
Molecular function (GO): DNA-binding transcription factor activity, RNA polymerase II-specific
Source: RefSeq, a predicted model, not a curated record
AUGUUGGGAACUACAGCUCUGAACCUCAGAUACUUCUUCUAUCCUAUUGGCAACACUCCAGCCGUCAAUGUCGUUCAGGACCGCUUUCGUCCAGCAAAUGGAGCAACAUAUGAUGCACCAGUGAAGGUGUUGUUUCUAGCUUAUGGAGAUCCAAGAAACCUGCUCUUCUCCCUUUGGUAUGAAAGGAAUACUGACGAGCAGACCAAAUGGGAAUUUACUUGUUGUGACAUCGACGCAGCGGUUCUUGCCCGUAACAUCAUUCUUAUAUCAUUGAUCAUCGAUGAGGUCUCUUUCACAUCAACAUGGAACAUAUUCUACCAUCUCUACAUCCCUGAUGCCGACAUUGAUCUUCUGCAUGCGCAGGCUGAGAAGCUGCUACUCCAAUCCGACUCCAUAAAUAGAUGGAUGUCAUCCGUAUACGGGAAAGCGAUCAGUUUCUUGGAUCAAGACACCUUAAAUCGGCUUCGCGCGUUAUGGACAAAGUAUGCGGCGACUGCAGCUCUCAACAUCGAUGCAAGGAAGCAAUUCGAGGUAACCACACGAGGGAAAAUCAAGAAGAUGUUCGAUAGAUCUCAAGAGAACUCUAUGCAUGUUCAAGGCCUCCGCUCAGUAGGGCCAAAUUGGACUGGUGCUGUAGAAACCAUUUCUUACUGUUUUAGCCGGUUCUGGGAGACUGGCGUUGUUGCUGGUAAUUUACCAGAUUUGCAAGAACUUAGCUCAAGCCAAGGAGGACGUGUGAACCCUAUGUUUGCGAUCUCCUCGUCGUCGACCGAAGAGUUUGCUGUUCAUUACGGAUCUGAACCUCUGCUUGGAUUCCAUCUUGCAACCGCUUUUGAUGGUGAGCUCUCUUCAAAGCUGGAGCAUGCAGAAAUUGUUGUCCAGGUCGCAAAAUCACAAUUUCGAGAUUGGUGCACAGCUCUCCAGACUCAGGUGAAAUUGGGGGCUAUCGAGAUCAGUAUUUUCUGGGGCGACGCUUUACGUUUUUGCUAUGAACUACAAGCCAACGGCGAUCCUGCAAGAAAUUCAAUAACAACAGCCAGAGCAUAUCGGAGCCCUUGGUUAUCAAACAGACUGUGUAUUAAUCGUUUGAAGCCCUAUGUUGCUUACGAUGUCAUCGAUACGUCCAACCUUAUCGAUCAUGUCGGGAUCCUAAAUACCCUACCUGCUGUGGCGCCACUCUUGUCUCGAAAAUCGACGUCGGUGCUAUUUACAGAUAGUUUAUUGAAAGUGGCAGAAGAUCCUGCAGCAGCCUUACCGGCCUUGCUUUGUUCAGAUGUGACAAUGAUAUCAUUGUUGCUUGGACUUGCCCCUGCAGGGCACCUCGUCGGAUACACUACAGAUGCAUUGGGAACAGAAGCUGCUACAAGGCUUGCAUUCCCGGGUGUGCCCGGACGGCAGAGCCAAUACUACCUGCGUAUCGCCUGGAAAAUUCCAAGCUUUGGUGAGCGCCUUGAAGAGAUGGCAUCCGAGCCACUCGAGUGGGAAAUUCGAUCUAGUCCAGAGGAACUCUCCAUGUACUUUUUCAACUCUAUCUGGCUAUUUUCGCCACUGGCUGUGGAUCUACGGCACUACAACCGGUUGAGCUUUGUCCUUCUUCUUUACAUGGCAAAGCAUCGCAUUCAAACUGAUUGGCCUGGACUCAUAACUUCACUCCUAGAUAAGAUAGGGUCGGAUAGACGGCUGCUUGUUGGUAGCAAUUCUGUCCAGGAAUUUUAUGUCUUACUUCACCUCUCUGGUCUAUUCUGUACAGGAAUUCUCAAGCGUCCACCUCGCGAGAUUGGAAUGACACCCUACGGACGACCCCGGCCACCAUCCGCCGAUCCAGAUUUAUUAGGACGAAGUGAUGUUCCGUCUAUCAUCUUCGUAGCUUUGAAUGUGCCUCGAAAAAGCUUAAAGUGUUCACUAAUCAAGAUCGAAACACUGUUGGCACACCAGGACUUCAUCUCAGUUGUCACAAAUAUGGAACAAGGUUUUGAUAACAGCUUCUUCGCCAUUCAAUGCUUCUUCGGGAAGCUGCUCCCGGUGGUCAAUGAUGACAGCGUCUGUAAUGUCCUUCCCGAUGACCGUGGAUGGGGAGGUAUAGCAGACUUAGUUGUAACUUGUGCUGUACCUUCAUGGUCGCUGCUUCUCGGAAGUAGAAGCACCCUCGAGGUUGCCUUGACAGUAACUAUCUUUGCUUUUGGAGUCGACGACGAUAAAGUACGACUUCUUAGAGAGCCACCAGGGGUACGUCUCCUUUCUCAUAAUGAACUCGAAUCUCUACGGAGUGCCCGAUUCGAGUCUCAGGAGCCAUUUUGGAUUCAUUUCGACAAAAGCCAUAAGCCACAAACGAUGAAAAUGCGGGUGUACCCCCAAGCUUCGAAAGGCGACAAGAAAUUGUCAAUCUCACAGGUCUCACCUUGCACUCUUAACGUCAAACACCAAGGUUCCGAUGAUGUACAGCUGACAUAUCCGUAUCCAGUCGACGGGAAGGAGAAAAAGGCAAAAAUUACAUCUGAGGGAUACAUCGAAGUGACUGUCCUGAUUGCUACAGCUCCAUCAGGAGGUGGAUACGACCACAAUCCAUUCCCAGUAUGCAUUCGGGGCACCCAAACAGCUCCCAUGUCUAUUCCUCACAUCAAUAUGAACAUACAACCGAUUAUUCACGCUCUAGAUAAGGCAAACUGGAUUCCACAGUUCCUUGGCUGGACUCUGAGUGGGAGAGAAAGGAAGUUACGAGAACAGAAAUCACUAGACAGGUUCUCUGACGGUAUGCUACAACUCAAGAGCUCGAUCAACGCUAUAUUUCCAAGUUUCAUUGGAUUGAGAUCAGAAUUAUGGUCAAGUGCGGCUGUUUCAGCUCACAUGCAAGCAUAA